Molecule: messenger RNA, 1614 nt
Organism: Fusarium fujikuroi IMI 58289
Lineage: Eukaryota; Fungi; Ascomycota; Sordariomycetes; Hypocreales; Nectriaceae
Exons: 1
Coding region: 1-1614 (537 amino acids)
Source: RefSeq, a predicted model, not a curated record
AUGCUCUACCCCAAUCCGAAGCCCAGUAGGGCACCUCUGUCGGUGAUUUUCAGCGCACCCAUGUUUUACAAAAUCAUUACAAUUUCUUUGGCAUUGUCUCUAUCUUUCUAUGCAUUAUCAUGGUGGUCGAGGCUGGAAAUAAGGUCAACACACUGGCAACAGGACAACGUCAACACAACAGAACCCGCGGCUCUUGUUGACCAGGACCGUCGUUUUGCCUUCAUCAUCCCUUCCACAAACCCAAGUCCGAACCUAUGCAGGACUAUUUUCAGCUCGCUUGCCUUAGGCUACCCAAGCCCAGUAGUCAUCAAUUGGGGAGUCAACUAUCGGGACAUCUCUCAUUGGAGGCUUGGCAAGAAUCUUCCCAAGAUCAUCGGCUUUGUCAAUUACCUUGAUUCAGUUAUGCACCCUAAUGCCACCGCAGAAGAGAAGCUAGAAGAAGACGACAUCGUUCUCAUGGUUGACGCCUACGACGUCUGGUUCCAGCUCCCUGCUCAGGUCCUUCUCAGUCGAUACCAUGAAAUCAACAAAAGAGCCAAUGAAAGACUGCGCAAACAAUGGAAGCGUAAGGAUGUACCCAUGCCGAUGAAGCAGACAAUUGUCGCGGCGUCGCAAAAAAGAUGCUACCCUGCUGAUCCUGAACGAUUUGGCGUGGAUUUAAGAUGUGACCUUUGGCCUGAAACUCCUUUGAGAGAGGACCUUUAUGGACCGGAAACGGAAAAGAACACUACCUUCUGGCGCAACAACAGACCUAGAUGGAUCAACGGCGGCAUGUACAUCGGCCCAGCAGGCGACAUGAGAAGAAUGUUUCGCCGCGCCAAGCAAAAGAUUGAAGCAAUGGUCGGCGAGGCUUUCCCUGUGAGGAGCGAGCAGGGUAUGAUUGGCGACCUACUCGGUGCGCAGGAAGCCUGGCGCGAGUUACAAAGACACAACCACGUCAGCGUUGAUGCGGAGGACUUCGUGGGAGAUAACUUCGAAUUCCAUGUUGGACUUGAUUACGCUCAGGAGAUAUCGGCACAGACAUUCGCAACUGAAAUCAGCCCAGAAAAUAACCUUUUUGACGGUGACUUCGUCGUGCUGGGCGACCAAGAGUCUAUCGAAAUGAACUCCGAGGUACGCGGUAUAUCACCAGUCCGGGUGGAGGGUAUCCCAGAUGAUCUCAAGUCGGUCCAAAGCCCGCUGGUCGAAGACGGCAAGACGGUUGACUGGAGCGACAUGCCUCUGUACACCGACUUCUUCCUCUCAACAGUGCCAGCUAUGCUGCAUCACAACAAAUUCAAGGAACGACGUGCGACAUGGUGGGAUAGGCCGUGGUACCACCAGAAGCUGCGCGGCCUUGUCAAAUCCGCUUUGCUGCCUAGAGAAACCGAUGAGCCCUUGGCUACUGUUCAGCUUGAGGGUAGCAGGGUCAGAUACUGGGCUGCUUUAGCAGAGAAGAGGGACAGAUAUCCUCGCAUGGGUAAGCUCAAUUCCAACUUGACAGCCUAUGAUAGGUUUCCGAGCAUGGAGCCGAAUGAGACGUGUCGGUAUGGAAGCCGGAAGCCGCGUGGAUCUAAAGCGACGUGGGAGGAGGAGGUUUUCCGUGAUGGUGGUGGAGAGUUCAACGGGUCUUGA